Molecule: messenger RNA, 932 nt
Organism: Triplophysa rosa
Lineage: Eukaryota; Metazoa; Chordata; Actinopteri; Cypriniformes; Nemacheilidae
Gene: vipb
Product: vasoactive intestinal peptide b
Exons: 7
Coding region: 28-615 (195 amino acids)
Biological process (GO): positive regulation of endothelial cell proliferation; negative regulation of smooth muscle cell proliferation; positive regulation of protein catabolic process
Cellular component (GO): extracellular region; neuron projection; perikaryon
Molecular function (GO): peptide hormone receptor binding; neuropeptide hormone activity
Source: RefSeq, a predicted model, not a curated record
AGACGCCCAGAGAUUUCAGUUCAGUGAAUGAUCAGGUGUAUAAAAGCGAGAGGUUCCAGAAGAACGACUGAAACGCCGCAGAGACCGAGACGCUCAGAGCUGAGGAACACAGUAUUCUUCAUUUACACAGGCGUCAGGAUCUUUCGAAACAUCUCUACAAAAGUCAUGAUCUCUCUGAGCAGCUGUCAAACUCUUCUUCUGAUUGCGAUCUGCAGUGUUUUCUGCUGCAGGACUCUUGCAUUGCCUGCGAUCUCUGCAUAUCCUGACAUCAGAUCAGGCAGUUUAGAUGAAGACGGGGAUGAUGAGUGGACCAGAGAUCCGUCGCUACAGGAUUUAGAGGCGUACAAACUCUUGUAUGAAAUCGCAAACACAGUCGAGAGACCAUCCAGGCAUGCUGACGGGUUAUUCACAAGCGGAUACAGCAAACUGCUCAGUCAACUCUCUGCUAAAGAAUACCUGGAGUCUCUCCUGGCAAAGAGAGUCAGCGAUGAACUGGGUGUGGAGCCAGUCAAACGUCAUUCAGACGCCGUCUUCACCGACAACUACAGUCGAUACCGUAAACAGAUGGCUGCGAAGAAAUACCUCAACUCGGUGUUAGCCGGAAAGCGGAGGUGAUGUACUUUUCCUGUGCUCUUUAACAUGUGUAGGUGAUGGACGGCACUUCUUCAGGCCUCUCUGAUGUUAUAUACUCCAGCUUACAGACCUGUCAUGAGCUCACACACAAUACAAAACAACCAACACAACGCCAUCUUAACGAAGCACUUGAACAAAUAUCAUUCUGACCUUUCCUUGAUUUGUUGCUAUAUGGAGAUAAUGCUACUGUCUACAAAACUCUACUUUACCUGCUACCAUUCUUGAUGACUCAAAUCGAAACAAUAAAAAACAUUUGAGAAAUUUAUUUGGUGUCACUGUUAUUUCUGAUGGCUAAUUUU